Xyrauchen texanus (razorback sucker) is the source of this 3878-nucleotide messenger RNA. Its product is annotated as echinoderm microtubule-associated protein-like 2. Gene Ontology annotation, cellular component: mitotic spindle. The transcript has 22 exons. The record is from RefSeq and is a predicted model, not a curated record. NCBI's taxonomy places the organism in Eukaryota, Metazoa, Chordata, Actinopteri, Cypriniformes, Catostomidae. Gene Ontology annotation, molecular function: microtubule binding. Bases 93 to 2501 code for a protein of 802 amino acids. Gene Ontology annotation, biological process: microtubule cytoskeleton organization.
GUAUGUCAGGAAAGAACUAGGCUGGUGGGUCUGGAGACCGGCGAUUAAAAUAAUAAUAAUAAUAAUAUAGGAUUUGAUAAAAAGAGACGGACAUGUCUGAGCGAGUCGCGUCAUGUGGGAACCUGUAUGAUACAAACACCCUUCUGCUUCGAUAUUGCAACGAUGAUAACUUAUCAACCGGGAGUGGGAUGGAGAUGGAUGACCGUCUGUCUCACCUGGAGCAGAGGGUGCAGUUGCAAGAGGAUGAGAUUCAGCUCCUGAAGGCGGCGCUGGCAGAUGCUCUAAGACGAUUGGGCUGCUGUGAGGAGAACACCAGCAAGAAAGGGGGACCCACUAAAGUUCGGCAGAUAUUGCAAGCUCUGCCAUCCAAGCCUCUUGCCAAUGGCUAUGUACAGACAAAACGCUUGAGUGGCUAUCCUUCCUCUCCCUCCUCUCCUAAGAAGGAGGUGUUGAUGUCUAUCAAAAGGAAGAGCAUGUCCACAGAGCGUCUGUCCACGGUGAAGAAGGAGAUGCCUGACUCCCGCAGCAGAACCACCUCAUCUAGCAGCUCAACCUGCGGAAAGAGAGACAGCAAAACCAAAGAGUGUACCCUUAAUGCUGAUGAUGGUUAUGUGAGGAUGUUCUUACGAGGACGUCCAAUUACCAUGCAUAUUCCACACCAGCUGAGGGACAGCUACAGCCUUGAACACAAGGUGGCACUGCCAGAACGCAAGCUGAAGCUUCAAUGGGUGUAUGGCUAUAGGGGCAGAGACUGCCGUUCUAACCUCUACUUGCUGCCGACGGGAGAGAUUGUGUACUUCAAUGCUUCUGUGGUGGUGCUCUACAAUGUAGAGGAGCAGCAACAACGACACUAUCUGGGCCAUAAUGAUGAUGUCAAGUGUUUGGCCAUUCAUCCAGACAUGGUCACCAUAGCAACAGGACAAGUUGCUGGAACAUCCAAAGAUGGCAAACCUUUGCAGCCUCACAUCCGUGUCUGGGACUCUGUCAGUUUGAACACCCUCCAUUCAAUCGGAAUGGGUGUAUUUGACCGUGCUGUCACCUGUGUUGCCUUCUCCAAGUCUAAUGGUGGUGCUCAUUUGUGUGCAGUUGACGAUGCAAAUGACCACAUUUUGUCUGUUUGGGACUGGCAGAAAGAAAAACAACUUGCGGAGGUUAAGUGUUCCAAUGAUUCUGUGCUUGGUGUUGUCUUCCACCCUAUGGAGGCCAACCUGAUUGUCACCUGUGGGAAAUCUCACCUCAACUUUUGGAUGGUGGAAGGGAACAUUCUGACAAAGCGCACGGGACUUUUUGAGAAACAUGAAAAACCCAAGUACGUACUGUGUGUUGCUUUCGCUGAGAACGGAGAUGCAAUCACUGGGGAUUCUAGUGGAAACAUUUAUAUCUGGGCUAAAGGUGGUAACAGGAUCAGCCAGGUAGUUUCGGGAGCCCAUGAAGGUGGGAUCUUCUCCCUAUGUUUGCUGAAGGAUGGAACACUGGUAUCUGGUGGAGGAAAAGACCGCAAAGUGUUGCUCUGGGACCAUGAUUACCGUAAAAAGAGUGAGAUUGAGGUUUCUGAGGCAUUUGGCCCCAUCCGCACUUUAGCAGAGGGAAAACAAGAUGAGCUGUUUGUGGGAACAACCCGGAACGCUAUUCUACGGGGCUCUUUCUCUGGUUCCCUCACUCCUAUUGUUCAGGGUCACACAGAUGAGUUGUGGGGUCUAGACGUGCAUCCCAGUACUGAGCAGUUUGUGACAUGUGGUCAAGACAAGCAGGUCUGUCUUUGGGACACCGGCUCCCAUUUGCCUCUGUGGAGCAAGAACAUUGAGGACCCUGGUCGUUCUGUUGGCUUUCAUCCCAGUGGCACUGUGCUUGCUGUGGGCACCAUGACAGGAAGGUGGUUGGUGCUGGACACUGACACGAAUGAUCUAGUCUCUAUGCAUACAGAUGGCAAUGAAAUCAUCUCAGCUGUUAAAUAUUCUCCAGAUGGAGCAUAUCUGGCUGUUGGUUCCCAUGACAACUUUGUUUACAUCUAUUCUGUUACUGAGAAUGGCAGGAAAUACAGCCGUGUUGGCAAAUGCACUGGACACUCCAGUUUUGUCACUCACCUCGACUGGUCCGCCGACAGCCAGUUUAUUGUAACCAACUCAGCCGACUAUGAGAUCUUAUUCUGGGAAGCGUCCAGUGGGAAGCAUAUAACUAAUACAGAGUCCGUGCGUAACCUAGAGUGGGCCACCUCCACCUGUGUGCUGGGUUUCAAUGUUUUUGGCAUCUGGCCAGAUGGUGCUGAUGGUACAGACAUUAAUGCUGUUUGCAGGUCACAUGACAACAACCUCCUUGCCUCAGCUGACGAUUUUGGCAAAGUGCACUUGUUCUCUAACCCCUGUUCCCAGCCAAGGGCCCCCAGCCAUUCCUAUGGUGGUCAUAGCAGCCAUGUGACCAACGUUGCCUUUCUCCAUGAUGACAGUCAUCUAAUCUCUACUGGUGGGAAGGACACCAGUGUUCUUCAGUGGGUGCUCGCUUAGUCAUGUCUGAGCUAUCCAGGUGCAACAACGCUGAAGAUUCCUGCCCACUAGAGGGCAGCACUGCUGUGCCUAAUUCUCUAUAUUACUUUCCUGUUUGCCUGUGCUGUGUAGUAUGUUAUUGUUUUUUUUUCCAUGAACUGCUGGCAUGGGGCCAGUUUUGUCUUUGUCAAGUUGUAAUUACCAUAAUGGUUUGAGAGGUGGAAGCUGAGCUUCAAAGAUUGCUAAUGGGCAACCUCUUAUCUAAAGUGAAAUGUGCAUUUCACAGAAGCACCACUAGAAGGAGAACUGGUGCAGGAAAAUAAGCAUGUUCUUAGCUCUUGACACUAUUUAAGACUACUUAAAGUGUUUUAGCUGCUAUUUGUGUUGCUGAAUCCUAUAGAAAUUAUUUACUGCUGCAGCUUAGUAGAAGUUGUAUUUUAAUAUUGGAAUAACAUAAUGUUGUGGCACUUAGCUUUUGACGCAUAUCUAGGGGUGAACUUAAGCUGUGCUUUGCCUUUUAUUUGUUAUUUAAAUUUCUCAUAUAGCUAUGUCUUUGUUCCCAAAGAUAUGUCAUUGAAUUCUAGUAACACAUUUUCACAUUUGCAACUGACAAUAAAGUUGAACAACUUUGCAUGACAUACUAGGACAAAGUACACUGAAAUUGACACUUUUUCUUUUUGAAAGCACCGUAUAAAAUGCAAAUAAUAAAGGACAGGUAUAUUCGUGGUCGGCCUAUAUGGAUUUUCCAAUGGCAAAUAACGAAAUAUAUGAAAACAAGUUCAUAUAAUUUUUUUUACAUAAAGAUAAAUCUGCCCAAGUUUCAGCAAGGCUGGAAUCUUGCAGAUUCAUCUUUGUGUUGGAUGCAUGAAUCUAGCCAAUAUCAACGUUAUCCUGGAAGAAUACUUGCUUCCUUCUGCUCUGACAAUGUUCCCCAACUCUUGAGGAUUGUUUUUUUCCAGCAGGACAAUGCUCCAUGCCACACAACUAGGUCAAUCAAGGUGUGGAUGCAGGACCAUCAAAACCCUGUCAUGGCCAGCCCAAUCUCAAGACCUGAAACCCAUUAAAAAAAAAAACUCUGGAAUGUGAUCAAGAGGAAGAUGGAUGGAUACAAGCCAUCAAACAAAGCCGAGCUGCUUGAAUUUUUGGCUAGGAGUGACAUAAAGUCACCCAACAGCAAUGUGAAAGACUUGGAGAGAGCAUGCCAAGAUGCAGGAAAGCUGUGAUUGAAAAUCAGGGUUAUUCCACCAAAUAUUGAUUUCUGAACUCUUCCUAAGUUAAAACAUUAGUAUUGUGUUGUUUAAAAAUGAAUAUGAACUUCUUUUCUUUGCAUUAAUCAAGGUCUGAAAAGCAUCUUUUGUUAUUUUGACCAGUUGUCAUUUUCUGCAAAUAAAUGCUCUA